Capsicum annuum is the source of this 4363-nucleotide messenger RNA. RefSeq lists its product as uncharacterized. The transcript is spliced from 15 exons. NCBI's taxonomy places the organism in Eukaryota, Viridiplantae, Streptophyta, Magnoliopsida, Solanales, Solanaceae. The coding region runs from base 1037 to 4102 and encodes 1021 amino acids. The record is from RefSeq and is a predicted model, not a curated record. Gene Ontology annotation, molecular function: hydrolase activity.
AGAGACACGGUUAGUGGUUUUGGUUUCUUGAUUAAGGAAUAUCCUCUUAUUCUUCCUUCUACUUGCAGAUGUACUCAUAUAAUAUGCUGAUGUUUUGUUUCUUAAUAUGAAAUCUUGCCCCUUACAUGUAUAAAAACAGACCAAUCAUAUAGUACUGGCUGUUUGCUCUUUCAUCAAUCAGAUAAAGUUUUCUUGGUUUUUAGUGUUGAUGUAAUUGUGGGUAUUUUUCAUUUCUUGAAGAUAGUUUAAUGGAGUUGUUGUUAGUGAUUUAUAUUGUUUGAUUGUUCUUUCUGUUUCACAGUUUUGUACUUUGAUGUGAGAAGUUAUGUAUCCAUCUUUGGGUUAAAGAAUUUUAAUCUGUCUUUUUUAGCAUGUUCUAGAUUUUGUGUUGAGAAUAGAAAUUGUAGAUUUUUUUUAAUUGAAUCGUUGUCCCUUUUUGCUAAAUUUUGAAUCUUUAUUGGUGGUUGAUUAUGUUGCUUAGACUCUUUAAAAAUGUCUGAACAAUGUGUGUUGGAAGUUGGAACCUUCAAACUGCAUUUUUGGAGAGUCCGGGCAACAUAGGUGGCUACUUCAAAAUCAAUACUGUACUGAGUAGAUUAGCACAUUGUUGUAAUGUAGUUUAUGUAACGAUAUGUUGUUUCUUGUACUGCCGUUACUUCUUUUUCUGGACUACUUUGAACUGUUAUUCCUUGAACCGAGGUUCUAUGGGAAACGACCUCUCUACUUCUAAGGUAAGGCUAAGGUCUGCCUACACUCUGCCCUCCCAAGACCCCACUUUGUGGACUACACUGGGUAUGUUGUUGUUUGUUGUAGAAGAUUGUGCACCUGCAAAGCUUGUUCUUUUGAUAUAGUUUUCAAUGUUAAGUUGUUUGUGAAUUGGGCGCUGGAUACAUUUUUCUCGUUCAUAGAUUAUUUGCUGCUAAGAAUUUAAGAUGUAUUGUUUUGUCUCUUAUUUGCACUUGGUUCAUGUGAAGUAGAUUUCAUUGGGAGGAACUUUCGUCGAGCAAAGCGGUGGGGAUAUAAUAGUGGUUGCUGAAUGAGGUUGGAUAAGCAGUCCAGUGGUCUGCUUGAUACUCUAAAAAUGGAGACAGUUAGGACGAUCUUAACUCAUUCUUAUCCGUAUCCACAUGAGCAUUCACGGCAUUUGGUCAUUGCAGUGUUUGUGGGAUGCUUAUUUUUUAUAUCAUCAGAUAACUUGCAUACACUUAUUCAGAAGUUAGAUAGCAAUGUCAAGUGGUGGUCAAUGUACACCUGUCUGCUUGGAUUCUUUUAUUUCUUUUCAUCUCCGUUUAUAGGGAAGACAAUCAAACCAAGUUACUCGAACUUUAGUCGAUGGUAUAUAUCCUGGAUACUUUUGGCUGCUCUCUAUCAUCUUCCCAGUUUUCUAUCUAUGGGAGUAGAUCUCAGGAUGAACCUGUCUUUGUUUCUGACCUUAUUUGUUUCGUCAAUUUUUAUUCUUCUCGUUUUCCAUGUUAUAUUUCUUGGGCUUUGGUAUCUUGGCCUUGUUGCCCGCGUGGCUGGAAAAAGACCUGAGAUCCUGACAAUUGUGCAAAAUUGUGCUGUUUUAAGCAUAGCAUGCUGUGUGUUUUAUAGUCAUUGUGGCAACCUUGCUGUAGCAAGGGAAAAGACAUUUGGUCGGAGGAAUUCUAGUUGGUUUUCAUUUUGGAACAAGGAAGAGCGGAGCACUUGGCUUACAAAACUAGUAGGCAUGACUGAGUUGAAAGAUCAAGUCUGCAAAUCUUGGUUUGCUCCUGUUGGGUCAGCCAGUGAUUACCCUUUUUUGUCCAAAUGGGUUAUCUAUGGAGAGUUAACGUGCAACGGAUCAUGUGCAGAAUCGUCAAAUGAAAUUUCUCCGCUAUAUUCAUUGUGGGCCACUUUUAUUGGCCUCUACAUUGCAAAUUAUGUUGUGGAAAGGUCAUCAGGAUGGGCUCUGUCACGUCCUUUGUCACUCAAAGAGUUCGAGAAAUUGAAGAAAAAGCAAACGAAACCUGAGUUCUUGGAUAUGGUUCCUUGGUAUUCAGGGACAUCUGCUGAUUUAUUCAAGACAAUGUUUGACCUGCUGGUCUCCGUAACUUUGUUUGUUGGACGCUUUGAUAUGCGAAUGAUGCAGGCUGCUAUGAGCAGGGUUGAAGAUGGGACUAAGCAGGAGGAUCUUUUGUAUGAUCAGUUUAGUGAGAAGGAUGGUCUGUGGUUUGACUUCAUGGCUGAUACAGGAGAUGGUGGAAAUUCUUCCUACUCUGUGGCUCGGCUUCUUGCUCAACCUUCACUCAGGCUCCAAGUAAAUGGGUCAAUGCGUACACUUCCACGUGGAGACAUGCUUCUUAUUGGGGGUGACCUUGCGUAUCCUAAUCCAUCAUCGUUUACAUAUGAGAAGCGCCUUUUUCGUCCCUUUGAAUAUGCUCUUCAGCCUCCUAUGUGGUAUAAGGAAGAACAUAUUGCUGUAAGUAAGCCUGAAUUGCCUCCUGAAGUGGAUGAACUUAGGCGGUAUGAUGGACCUCAGUGUUUUGUCAUCCCUGGAAACCAUGACUGGUUUGAUGGGCUUCAGACGUAUAUGAGGUACAUUUGUCACAAAAGCUGGUUGGGUGGUUGGUUUAUGCCUCAAAAGAAAAGCUAUUUCGCUCUGCAACUCCCCAACAGGUGGUGGGUAUUUGGUCUUGAUCUUGCUCUCCAUUGUGAUAUUGACAUAUACCAAUUCAAGUUCUUCUCAGAAUUAGUGAGGGAUAAGGUCGGGCAGAAUGAUUCUGUGAUCAUUAUGACACAUGAGCCUAACUGGAUUCUUGAUGGGUACUUUAAUCACGUGACUGGAAAGAAUGUUACCUACUUGAUACGUGACCAUUUGAAAGGAAGGUGUAGACUACGGAUUGCUGGAGAUGUGCAUCACUAUAUGCGGCACUCAUAUGUUCCAUCAAAUAGGCCUGUUUAUGUCCAGCAUUUACUUGUUAAUGGUUGUGGAGGUGCUUUUUUGCACCCUACGCAUGUCUUCAGGAAUUUCAAGGAAUAUUGUGGAACAUCAUAUGAGAGCAAAGCGUCUUACCCAACUUUUGAAGAUUCAAGCAGGAUUGCUUUAGGGAAUAUAUUGAAAUUUAGGAAGAAAAACUGGCAAUUCGAUGUUAUUGGUGGCAUGAUAUAUUUCAUGUUGGUCUUUUCUAUGUUUCCACAGUGUCAGCUAGAUCACAUUUUAAAAGACAACACCUUCUCGGGACGCUUGAGCACCUUCUUUGGCUCAGUGUGGGAUGCUUUUAUGUAUAUGCUGGGAUGCUCAUAUGUAUCAGCAGCUGGUGCUAUAUUACUUCUAACAAUUGCGAUAGUCUUUGUUCCUUCUAAGGUGUCUUGGAAAAAGAGACUACUAAUUGGGAUUCUUCAUGUAUCUGCGCACUUGGCUGCUGCCUUGAUUCUCAUGCUCUUGAUGGAAUUAGGUGUUGAGAUAUGUAUUCGGCAUAAAUUACUUGCAACUUCAGGUUAUCACACUUUAUAUCAAUGGUACCGGUCUGUGGAGAGAGAGCAUUUUCCCGAUCCAACUGGCCUUAGGGAACGUAUAGAACAAUGGACCUUUGGCCUUUAUCCAGCAUGUAUCAAGUAUCUCAUGUCUGGUUUUGACGUUCCUGAGGUAAUGGCCGUUACCAGGAGUAAUAUCUGCAAAAAUGGGAUGGAUUCUCUCUCCCGAGGGGGUGCUGUAAUAUAUUAUGCAUCGGUCUUCCUUUAUUUUUGGGUCUUAUCAACUCCGGUGGUUUCUUUGAUACUUGGAAGCUACCUUUACAUUUCCAUUAAUUGGCUUCACAUACAUUUCGAUGAAGCAUUUUCAUCACUCCGCAUUGCAAAUUACAAGGCAUUUACUCGGUUUCACAUCAAUAGCAAAGGCAAUCUUGAAGUUUUUACCCUUGCAGUCGAUAAGGUUCCAAAAGAGUGGAAAUUGGAUCCAAAGUGGGACGGAGAGUGUAAACAGCCACAAGAACUAAGUUACCUCCAGAGGUUCCCUAGCAAAUGGAGAGCUAAGGCCCUUCACCAGGACCCUGUAAAUACCGUGCGAAUAGUUGAUCAUUUUGUCAUUGAACAGAUAGAAAAAACUGAUUCAGAACUAUCGAAUGGGUCACUUAACCAUUGACUUGUUUGAUUACUAAAUAGUACUAUCAUUUUGUAAUUUGUACAGAUGUUGUAGGUUUAAAGUACUUAGAUGGUAGUUGAUAUAUAGGAAGUUAGCUGGAUAGAAACAGGAUUAUGAAAGACAAAUCAAAGAUGAAAGAUCCAUUGAAUCAUAGUUAAGGAAAGUGGAAAAUUGUGGUCAGUCAUUGUACUUCCUUUAUUUAGGCAAAUUUGUCUAUUGUAUUGUCAUUUUAAUUUUCAGAUUAUGGAGAUUUUUGUAGUA